Grosmannia clavigera kw1407 is the source of this 1776-nucleotide messenger RNA. RefSeq names its product glycerol kinase. The transcript is spliced from 3 exons. Gene Ontology annotation, cellular component: mitochondrion. NCBI's taxonomy places the organism in Eukaryota, Fungi, Ascomycota, Sordariomycetes, Ophiostomatales, Ophiostomataceae. Bases 1 to 1776 code for a protein of 591 amino acids. The record is from RefSeq and is a predicted model, not a curated record. Gene Ontology annotation, biological process: glycerol metabolic process; glycerol-3-phosphate biosynthetic process; triglyceride metabolic process. Gene Ontology annotation, molecular function: glycerol kinase activity.
AUGCUCUCCGUGGCGAACGCAAUCAAAGCCCGGUUGGCGCACCGGCCUGUCAAUAGCACGAUCAAAGAUGACGAAGAGCCAUCCGUGAUCCAGGUCGAAAACCAAGUCGAGACCGAGUCUGAGCCCCAGCUGCCCCGUGAUCUUGAACGCACCGGAGAACAAUUAAAGGAGCAAUGGUUUGUGGGCAGCAUCGACCAGGGCACAACAUCGUCCCGCUUCAUCAUUUUUGAUGGUAACGGUGUCCCUGUUGCGAGCCAUCAGUUUGAAUUCGAGAACCUGUACCCAAAUUCAGGAUGGCACGAGCAGAAUCCCAUGGAGCUCCUUGCAUCCGUGAACCACUGCAUCGACAAGGCCAUGCGUAAAUUCACUGCCUUGGGUCACCAGAAGUCGCGCAUCCGCGCCGUCGGAAUCACGAACCAGCGCGAAACCGCCAUUGUAUGGGAUACCGUGACGGGCAAAGCGCUCUACAACGCAGUCGUGUGGCCGGACACGCGCACAGCCGCCCUUGUACGAGAGCUCAAGAAGCGCCCCGACGCCGACAAACUGCUGGACCUGUGCGGCCUGCCCUUGUCGACAUACCCCAGCAGCGUCAAGUUGUCGUGGCUGCUCCAGAACGUGGAUGCCGUGCGCGAGGCCGCCGAUGCUGGCCGUCUGGCCUUUGGCACCGUCGACUCGUGGCUGAUCUACCAACUCAACGGUGGCGCAAAGGGCAACAACGGCAAACCUGUGCAUGUCACCGACAGCACCAAUGCCAGUCGUACCAUGUUCAUGAACCUUCGAACUCUUCAGUACGACGACUCUCUGCUCAAGUUCUUCGGCAUCGACCGGUCCAAGGUGCAGCUACCCAAGAUCGUCCCUUCGUCUGAUGCCAAGGCCUUUGGCGCCAUUGCCGAAGGCGUGUUGGCCGGCAUUCCCAUCGCCGGCUGUCUCGGUGAUCAGUCGAGCGCCCUCGUUGGCCAGUGUGGCUUUCACCCAGGUCAGGCCAAGAACACGUAUGGCACCGGGUGCUUCCUGCUGUACAACGUCGGCACAGAGCCCGUCAUUUCCCGCUCCGGUCUGUUGGCUACCGUGGCCUACGACUUUGGCCAAGGUCACCCCCCCAUCUAUGCCCUCGAAGGUAGUAUCGCUGUGGCCGGUGCCGGCGUCAAAUUCCUGACGAACAACCUUAGCUUCGCCACCGAGUCGAGCGAGAUCACCGACCUGGCCGAGUCUGUGGAAGAUAAUGGCGGCGUCGUGUUUGUCACGGCUUUUAGCGGCCUCUUUGCCCCAUACUGGAUCGACGAUGCAAAGGGCACAUUAUUCGGCAUAACGCAAUUCACAAGCAAGGGCCACAUCGCACGAGCCACACUCGAGGCCACCUGUUACCAGACCAAGGCUAUUUUGGACGCCAUGGAGCGCGAUAGCGGCAAGCGGUUGGAGAGCCUGGCUGUCGACGGAGGCCUGUCCAACAGCGACCUUUGCAUGCAGACCCAGGCAGAUGUCACUGGUAUUCCCGUCGACCGGCCAGCUAUGCGCGAGACAACGGCGCUGGGAGCCGCCAUUGCUGCCGGGCUGGCCACGGGCGUGUGGAACAAGCUGGAAGAUCUCCGGGAGAUCAACCGCACUGGCCGCCGUAUUUUCCACCCGAGUCCAGACCGGAAGCAGUUUGCACGCAUGGUGCGCAAGUGGGAACAGGCUGUGGAGAUGAGCCGAGGCUGGGUGCGGAACGAGGCAGACGAGGCAAACGAGGCAGACGAGGCAAACGAGGCAGACGAGGCAGACAAGGCGGCAGCUUGA